AUGACAAAUUCUCAUCAGCGUUAUUUUCUUCUUUUGAGCUUUAUUCUAAUCUCCAUAAUCUGGACAUCUUUAAAGGAAAAUAUUCUAAAUUGCCCUUAACUUUCCAAAAUGAUAUUGGCUUUAGCAAAACUUAAUAACCUCUCCAGUUUAAAACUCAAUCUAAGUAAUAAUGAUAUUAAAUGUUAACCAGUUAUAGAACUAGCUGAGGUUGUGAGAUAAUGUUAGAAUUUAAAACUUUUAGAACUCAAUCUUCAAUAAAAUCCGAUAGGUAUAUUUGCAAAUGCAAAUUUAUAUUAAUAAAUCAGUAAAAUUACUCAAUUAGUAGAAUUUAGUUUCCUUUUUGAUUAUUAUGAAUGUACUAAUUGCUAUGAUAGUUACUCUAGCUAUGAAGAAGAGGAUGAUUCAGUUUAAAAUAAAAAUAAAUGA
Messenger RNA from Tetrahymena thermophila SB210, 426 nucleotides. Its product is annotated as transmembrane protein, putative. Lineage: Eukaryota; Ciliophora; Oligohymenophorea; Hymenostomatida; Tetrahymenidae. The transcript is spliced from 4 exons. The record is from RefSeq and is a predicted model, not a curated record.